Messenger RNA from Aspergillus ochraceoroseus IBT 24754, 1761 nucleotides. RefSeq lists its product as uncharacterized. The transcript has 2 exons. Lineage: Eukaryota; Fungi; Ascomycota; Eurotiomycetes; Eurotiales; Aspergillaceae. Bases 1 to 1761 code for a protein of 586 amino acids. The record is from RefSeq and is a predicted model, not a curated record.
AUGACCGCCGACCUCAUGACAUCUCCCUCGCCCUUCAUGAUCUCCACUAUCCCUCCUCCACGACCCGUGUCUGUCAAUUCACUCCCGAGAACUUCAACCUCAAAUUGUAUCUCAUACCCAAAAUCCACGCGAAGCACAAGCGCUGAACUUGCCGCCCAUGAUCCCCCUUUCAGUACCGUGGGUCCCGAUCGGCCGGAAUGGAGCCUAUCUCCAGUGGAUACCGAGAUGGAGGAUGUCCCGUCAGCGGUUACACCGUCCCCGCAUCAAUCCGGGAUUCAGUUCGAGAACCUUCCAGUCGAGAUCCACGAGGCUAUUCUCGAUUAUCUCUUUGGUGAGCGGACCUCAGCUUUGACCACGAAUGCUUCAGGAAAGUCAUCCGCGCGAAGCUGGAAUAAAUCUCUGCGCCAUCCAAGACGAAAGGCUCUUUCGAACCUCUCUUUGAUUUCGCCAGUGUGGAGGGCCUUGGUCCAAGAUCGAAUCUACAGACACAUCAAACUUAAGGGCACCAUAGAUGAGCUGGAAGAAAGUGCACGCUGGUUCAGUGCGCAUCCUCACCUCGCGCCUUUUGUUCGUCAUGUAGAAAUCUGGGUUCCUGUCUGGGGCCAGCGAGCAACUAAAAGUACUACUCGUCAACUUCCACCAAGAAGGUAUAAUGAUGAGGAUGCGGGUUUGACGGAUGUAGCUGCUUUCCAGGCUGCCAUGGUAUGGGAUGAUUCCGAUACAAACCAGGGCAGCGACUACAAGUACCACUACGCAAGCCAUAAUGCCACUGUGGAAGACAUGUUCUUCCAUGUGCAAAAGUUCUUUUCCGAAGCCCGUAUUCUUACCUUGGAAGGAGGCCACUGCAAGAAACCUCCGAUGGUCCGCCACUUUAGGAACGAUCCAUCGAGUCGCACUGGACGCCAGCGUCUCCCGGUCCUUCGGGAUAUCCAGACAUUCGUCAUGCGGGGUGCCUGGAACAUCAUGCGAGACAAUCAGCACUGGUGUAAUUUAUCGUUAGCUCUACCCGGUGUUCGCGAGUGGCACUGUGCGUACGCGAAACCCAAGAUCGAAGGGUAUGAGACUAUUGCCAGAAUCCUCCAGCAACUGCCCAUGUCGAUCGUCCACCUCAACAUCAGCCUAGAAGGGUUCUACAAUAAGGACAGUUCGCCAAAUCGCUGGUUUGCCGAGGAGGUCCGCCCACCACAUCUCUGUCGUCUGCUGGGAGAGGUAGCACCACGCCUUGAGUCCCUAGCCUUCACGGGGAAAGUGUGCGCCUGUCUCUUCGAUGCGACUCGCAGUUUCAUGAAUACUUGGCCGCCAACGUCAAAACUCAAGUCCCUGGACUUGGUUGUGAAGACCUGCUGUCGGGAUAAACGAGCCACUCAGGGUCUACCAUUUUUGGAUGACUUCUCUGGCAUCACCAAUCUCAACUUCAUCCGAUCGUUUGAGAAAUUGGUUACUGGCGCAGUGCAGAGCCUUCAGGUCCACCGUUCGUUGAAUUACAUGCGUAUCCGCUUUAUUGACCUGGAUUCAGCGUGUCCCCCACUGAACCCGUACUUCCAACUCUUCGAGAAUCAGUGCACCGGUCUCUGGAGCGAGGAGAUCCUCGAAACCCUGCACGAGUCCCGCCCUGAAGCCCAUUUUGCCAAGCUCUCAGAUGGGAUCUACCCUCAAUAUGGCCAUAACCGUCAAAUUGUGGGAGCUGUAUACCCACGCACGCGGCCGCUGAGCAUCCACGCAUCCACGUACAGAAUCAUAGCUGACGUACCGAAGCCCUAG